CUUCUGCUUGCAUUCUGGGCACUGGGGUACAUGGUCGAGGCCCUGCUGAUUUCUGUGAUUCUUCAGGAGCUGGAGCUCCUCUUAUGCACUACGUGUGCCAGGCCCCUGGGGCCUGUGUCCCUGCUCACUGUCCACCGAACCCAGGGACAGGGUGGUGUGUGCCUCUGCCGGGAUAGAGGGGACUGCGCUAGGCUCCUUGACCUUGUUGCCUUCCAGCGAGAGCAGCACUGGAAUCUGUGUUCACGGCAUCCUGACAUCUGGUUCCAGUUCUUGGGGCUGACAAGGCAGUAAUCGUCCCUGAGCAAGUCAGAGAUGUGCCGUCCAAUUUCAGUGUGGUCUGAACGAGUAUUUCAUUUUUCAUUCUUUACCAUACAAGUGUCCUCAGAUCUGCUCAUUUUCAGGGCAAAUAGCCUAUAUUUGGGUGUAUGUACGUCUGGAUGAGCUGUCGUCAUCGCCCUCUGCUUCGGGGUCCCAGCCCUUCGCGUCACUGAGGGCACUGCCGUGGAGGUGUGUUUGCGUGUUGUCACUUCCCGCAUGGGUGUGACUCGGGUCCUCAGAAUGGAAUCUGGUUCCCUGCGUGUUGCCCCCGCAUCCUCCCACACACACGGGUGAGGAGGGAGCGUUGCUGCAACAGAACAUGUGGAUGUUGCAGGACACAGUGGUCUUUGCGGAUGUGGCUGUGAACUUCACCCCGGAAGAGUGGGCUUUGCUGGAUCGUGGUCAGAGGCGGCUCUACAGGGAUGUGAUGCUGGAGACCUGCAGGAACCUGGCCUCCCUGGAUUGUUGCACUCAAGUUAACCCUUGUGGAUCAGGGAUUCAGCUGAAUAUUUUGGAGAAUGAACUAUCCAGUGAAGAUAAAAUAGUAACAUUUACAAGAAAUGAUUCCUGGGCUCUUUUUGGAGAAAACUGGGUGUUUCAUCACAUUGGAGAUCAGACCCAAUCCCAGGAGAGGUGUUUGAGAAGUCGUUUGGUGGAGCGGGUCUGUGAAAGCAGCGAAGAUAAUCGAUGUGGAGAAAUCAGAAGGCAGAUGACAAGUCUUACCGUGCGUGCGCAUCAUCCUACUGGAGACAAGUCCUGUCACUGCGCCAAGUGUAGAGAAGCCUUCACAGAUGGUUCUUUCCCUGAGAAUCCACAAAGAUCCCACCCUGGACACAAACCUAGUGCCCGUGAGGAAUGCGGGCCGGCCUGCAGCUGUGUCUGGAGCCCCAGCCCUCACGUGGACACAGGCCUUGUAGAGAAACCUUAUGAACCUCAGGACACUGGGGGAGCUUCGACGAAAGACUUGAAGAGUCGCGGUAGUAAAAAAUCUUUGGAGUGCAAGAAAUGUGGGAAAACUUUCACUUGCAUGUCGUCCUUUCGGGGUCACGUGGAGGGUCACUGUGGACAGAGAGUCCAUGCGUGUGACGUGUGCGGGAAGGCCUUCAUGUAUCAGUCCUACCUUACACGUCACGUGAGAACUCACACUGGGGAGAGACCCUAUGAAUGUGUGGAGUGUGGGAAAGCCUACAGUUGCCUCUCAUAUUUUCGAGAACAUGUGAGAACGCACAGUGGAGAGAAACCCUAUGAAUGUAAGCAGUGUGGGAAGACGUUCAAGUAUCCCGCGUCCUUGCAAGGACACGUGAUGACACACACUGGAGAGAGACCGUAUCUCUGUCAGCAAUGUGGGAAAGCCUUCAGUUGUCCCAAAUACUUCAGGAGACACGUGAGAACGCACAGUGGGCUGAAACCCUAUGAAUGUUCGUUAUGUGGGAAAGCCUACACUUGUUCCUUAUCCCUUCGAGAACAUGUCAGAACUCACAGUGAAGAGAGACCCUACGAAUGUCAGCAGUGUGGGAAGGCCUUCAGACAUCCUCGAUAUUUCCAAAGACACGUGAGGAUGCACAGUGGCGUGAAACCCUACGAGUGUAAGGAGUGUGGGAAAGCGUACAGCAGCUCCACAUCGCUGCAGGAACAUGUGAGGACACACACCGGGGAGAGGCCCUUCGAGUGUCAGCAGUGCGGGAAGGCCUUCACUCGUCACUCCUCCCUUCAAGGACACGUGCGGGCGCACAGUUUGGAGAAACGUUACGAGUGUGCACAAUGCGGGAAGGCCUUCCGUUGGUCCUCGUCCUUACAAAAACACGUGAGAACACACAGUGAAGAGAAACCCUAUGAAUGUCAGCAGUGUGGCAAAGCCUUCUGGUACCCAGCCAACCUGAGAGCCCACGUGAAGACACACACUGAGGAGAGAGCCUACGAGUGUCCGCACUGUGGGAAGGCCUUCAGCUGUCACUCCUCUCUUCAGGUGCACGUGAGAAAGCACAGCGGGGUGAAACCCUAUGAAUGUAAGGAGUGUGGGAAGGCCUUCUGGUAUCCCGUGAACCUGCGGGCACACGUGAGGACGCACACUGGGGAGAGACCCUAUGAAUGUAAGGAGUGCGGGAAGGCCUACAGGUGCCCCGCAAACUUGCGGGUCCACGUGAGGACGCACACUGGGGAGAGACCGUAUGAGUGUCAGCAGUGUGGGAAGGCCUUCAGGUAUCCGGCCAACCUGCGAGCCCACGUGAGGACGCACACUGGGGAGAGACCCUACGAGUGUCAGCAGUGCGGGAAGGCCUUCAGGUACCCGACAAACCUGCGAGCCCAUGUGAGGACUCACACUGGGGAGAAACUCUGAAUGGAAGGACUGUGGGAAAGCCUUCAUCUGUCCUUAAAAUCUUGUAAAUCCAAUCAGACACACUGGCAGGAAGUCUUAUGAAUGUAAAGACUGGUGGGAAACCUUUAGGUAUAGUUCCUCGUAUAUUUUGUGCAUAAGAACUCAGGGCUGGAGAGCAGUCUCUGUUUGUUAUAAACAUGGUUGUGCCUUGUAAGUGCCUCGUCCCUAACAGGGAUCCCCGUCAUAUUUAUUUCCACUGCAUGUUGCCAAGAGGAACCCCUGAGAUAAAAUAUUCCUCUCUGUGCCCUUUGUAUGAGAUAUAUUUUGUUACUUCACACGUGAAAAUUGUAUAGUUAUAUAAAAUUUCUCAUUUCCGUGACAAUGUCUUUGGGCCCCAGGGGUGACAGUGAUGUGUAUUUAUAGCUCGUCCUCUCUUGUGGAUACUGGAAAUUCCGACUCUGUCUCUACUCUUCUUCCAAUCUUCAUGAUUGAAUGAUGUAUCUUCACGUUUGCUUAUUGCCGCUGUAUACCACACCUCUGCGCCCCACAGAAAUGAGUCAGCGUGC
Messenger RNA from Lontra canadensis (Northern American river otter), 3201 nucleotides. RefSeq names its product zinc finger protein 77 (gene ZNF77). The record is from RefSeq and is a predicted model, not a curated record. Bases 638 to 2656 code for a protein of 672 amino acids. The transcript is spliced from 3 exons. Gene Ontology annotation, biological process: regulation of DNA-templated transcription. NCBI's taxonomy places the organism in Eukaryota, Metazoa, Chordata, Mammalia, Carnivora, Mustelidae.